Agrilus planipennis (emerald ash borer) is the source of this 1067-nucleotide messenger RNA. RefSeq names its product calcium channel flower (gene fwe). NCBI's taxonomy places the organism in Eukaryota, Metazoa, Arthropoda, Insecta, Coleoptera, Buprestidae. The transcript has 6 exons. Gene Ontology annotation, biological process: vesicle-mediated transport. Gene Ontology annotation, cellular component: membrane. The record is from RefSeq and is a predicted model, not a curated record. Bases 355 to 912 code for a protein of 185 amino acids.
UCAUGAUGUCUUCAAUUCGCUUGUCAGACUUUAUAAACGUCAGGUGCUUAAAAUUAGGAUCGUAAUUUUAAAUAAAAAACAGUAAGGCGGAAACACGUUAUCCAAAACUUCAUGUGUGCAAAGGUCAUUACACUUUGUUUUAUUUAACAGACAUAUCAGUUUAUUUAUUACUUUCGUAUUUUGUGAAAUUUGGAAUUACGCUAAAAGAACAUUGAUUUUUUCGUCCUUUAUAACUUUUGAAUGCCCUGUGUAAAUGCAAAUCAAUGUAAAUGUCAUCGAAUCAGUGAAGUUUAGAAAAUAGUGUGUGCUGUUGUGACGGGAAAAAUUGUCUCUGAGAAAACUGCAUCACAAAUCAUGUCAUUCACGGAAAAAUUUACUACUCUUAUGGCUCGUCCUGGGCCUGAUGGGGUGGAAAAGGAUGACGUGCCAUGGUGGUUAAGAUAUGCAGGCAGAGGUCUAGGAACAGUAGGAGGUUUUAUUGCCAUGUUCUUUGGUGUUUGGAUGUGUUUAACAGUUUAUGCUGAGUGCCUCUUUGGAGGUAUAAUUCAAAUGGUUGCUGGAGGCAUAACAAUAGGAAUCGAAGCUCCAUGCUGCUGCUUAUGCAUAGGUUUUAUACAAGACUUAAGUGAUCGAAUUGAAAAAAGACCUUAUUGGAAUAAAGCACUGGCAUAUGUUAUAAUGGCACUUCCUCCAAUAAUUAUGUGCCCUGGAUUGUCUAGUAUCUUUGGAAGUGGGUUAAUAUUUACUACAGGUGUAGUUUAUGGAAUGAUGGCUCUUGGAAGAAAAGGGUCUAGAGAAGACAUGGCUGCAAUGGCUUCUCCCCAAACGGCCACAUCCCCCAUGGGGAUGGGUGCUAACGUUGAUCAGCGUACUACGCUUAUGGAAGACCCCGACGUUUGGCGUCCAACAUAAGCACUUACUAAUAAGGCGUCAUCUGAAGAUAUGCGAUCAGCAGCCGUUGCUGCAGAUGCAGCUCCCACGACGAGGCCGACUACCAUGCGUUCAAAUUUAGUAGCCAACGCUCAACCCAUUAGUUUUACAGGAGCCCCGUUGUCCGACAGUAACGU